GUUCCGAUGCAUAAAAUCCAAGUGCUCUCCCUUCUCACAUCUAGCGUCAAGUCCCACAUCCCCUACCUUGCUAUGAGUACAGCUGUAACUGUAGCAACUGGUGUCGGGUGGGGAUGUGAAAGGAGCCCAGCAGAGAAAGAAGGUCGGAGCGACCGACAGGGGAUGAGACUGGACAGCAUCCACAAGGGAAACACCUCGAAGGAGAGGAUUUUCCAGCAGCUUGCUCAGGACCCUCUGGAGCCGCAGCUGGAACUCACCCCUCUGUUAGUCAUGAACUCUACAUGCUGCCUGUUUUCUGCUUAUCCAAUGCUGCCUAACCUCUCAGAGCACCCUGCAGCCCCUUCUGCCAGCAACCGGAGCAGCAGCGGGUUCUGCGAGCAGGUCUUCAUCAAGCCCGAGGUCUUCCUGGCGCUGGGUAUCGUCAGCCUGAUGGAAAACAUCCUGGUGAUCCUGGCUGUGGUCAGGAACGGCAACCUGCACUCCCCCAUGUACUUCUUUCUCUGUAGCCUGGCUGCAGCCGACAUGCUGGUGAGCGUGUCCAACUCCCUAGAGACCAUCAUGAUCGCCAUUAUCAACAGCGACUCCCUGACCUUGGAGGACCAAUUCAUCCAGCACAUGGACAACAUCUUCGACUCCAUGAUCUGCAUCUCCCUGGUGGCCUCCAUCUGCAACCUCCUGGCCAUCGCUGUGGACAGGUAUGUUACCAUCUUCUAUGCCCUUCGUUACCACAGCAUCAUGACAGUAAGGAAGGCCCUCACCUUGAUCGUGGCCAUUUGGGUCUGCUGUGGCAUCUGCGGUGUGAUGUUCAUCAUCUACUCUGAGAGCAAGAUGGUCAUCGUGUGCCUCAUCACUAUGUUCUUCGCCAUGGUGCUCCUCAUGGGCACCCUGUACAUCCACAUGUUCCUCUUUGCCAGGCUACAUGUCCAGCGCAUCGCUGCCUUGCCACCAGCUCAUGGGGUGGCCCCACAGCAGCACUCAUGCAUGAAGGGAGCCGUCACCAUCACCAUCCUUCUGGGGGUGUUCAUCUUCUGCUGGGCACCUUUCUUCCUCCACUUGGUCCUCAUCAUCACCUGCCCGACCAACCCUUACUGCAUCUGCUAUACAGCACAUUUCAACACCUACCUGGUCCUCAUCAUGUGCAACUCUGUCAUUGACCCCCUCAUCUAUGCCUUCCGCAGCCUGGAACUGCGCAACACAUUCAAGGAGAUUCUCUGUGGCUGCAAUGGCAUGAACUUGGGCUAGGGUACCAGUGGAGGUGCUCCAUAGCUAGACAAGGGGCUUAGGGACAAAACUCUCAGAAGAGACAUUAAGAAUGUUAACAGCCGUGACUGUGCUUGGCUUCACCUUUAAGCUGGUGGCCCUUUGCAAAGGGAAGAUGGCAUCAAAUGGACUGUCUGUGAGGAUCUGCGUGUGGGUAAGUUGGAGUCUGAUCUCCCACAUGGUCCCUGGAAGAAACAGUGAAGGCUGCACUGGGUGUUGCCUGUGUUCAUUGCUGAUUCCUGCCUGCUCCUCUGCUUUGUACCGGUAACUGUGCUUCAAGCCAACCAUACAGGAGGGCUCUUGUGAACAGGAUGAGUGCUCAGAUCUCUAGCAAGCAAACGUGCUGACAGCUACCACUUCCAGCUAUAUGGAGAGCUCUGCACACAAACUGUGAGAGACUGAGUUUCCAUUCAAGUGGUUACAACUGUGUAAAUACAAUGUGAUGCCCAUUUCUCCCUUCCAGCACUCAUAUCCAUGCCAGCCUUCCUUACCCCUGCAAAAAGAAAAUAGCAUGGAAAUGUGACCCCUUCUUUCUGAGCUAUUGUCAGGGUUGUUAAAAUUGUUGGGGUUUCAUUCAUUAAAUCUAAGCUUUAAAACCUAAUAAAUCAAAGUGCUAUUGGAGCCAGUGAGAGUUUUC
This is a messenger RNA of Onychomys torridus (southern grasshopper mouse), 1897 nucleotides long. It is a transcript of the gene Mc3r, whose product is annotated as melanocortin 3 receptor. The coding region runs from base 7 to 1242 and encodes 411 amino acids. The record is from RefSeq and is a predicted model, not a curated record. Gene Ontology annotation, molecular function: melanocyte-stimulating hormone receptor activity; peptide hormone binding. NCBI's taxonomy places the organism in Eukaryota, Metazoa, Chordata, Mammalia, Rodentia, Cricetidae. Gene Ontology annotation, cellular component: membrane. The transcript is spliced from 2 exons. Gene Ontology annotation, biological process: G protein-coupled receptor signaling pathway.